This is a messenger RNA of Gadus macrocephalus (Pacific cod), 1177 nucleotides long. It is a transcript of the gene ngdn, whose product is annotated as neuroguidin, EIF4E binding protein. Gene Ontology annotation, biological process: maturation of SSU-rRNA from tricistronic rRNA transcript (SSU-rRNA, 5.8S rRNA, LSU-rRNA). NCBI's taxonomy places the organism in Eukaryota, Metazoa, Chordata, Actinopteri, Gadiformes, Gadidae. Bases 135 to 1088 code for a protein of 317 amino acids. Gene Ontology annotation, cellular component: small-subunit processome; nucleolus. The transcript has 11 exons. The record is from RefSeq and is a predicted model, not a curated record.
GAGGCUCCCGUACUGGAUCAGAGGCGGUUUGUCUUUCCGCGGCUCCCGUAUUGGUGGAGGUGGUUUGUCCUUCUGCGGCUCCCGUACCGAAUCCGAGGCGGUUUGUCCCUCCGCGGCUCCUGUACUGGAUCAAAAUGGCGGCCUCUAUAGACAACUAUUUGAUUGAGAGCGAUCUACCAAAAGCAGAGAACCUGUUGAACCUUCUCACAGAGCAGGUGGUUUCAGUCACAGGCCACAUCCGUGACCUGCAGAAGAAGAUUAAAGAUGGUGUAUUUCAGACUGCUAAGGGUCUGUCCUUCCUGGACCUCCGCUACCAGCUGCUGCUGUUCUACCUCCAGGACCUCACCCACCUCAUCAGCCUCAAGACGGAGGGCGCCAAAAUAAAGGAGAGCCAGGCCAUCGAGCGCGUGAUGACGGUUCGAACGGUCCUGGAGAAGAUGCGCCCGCUGGACCACAAACUGAAAUACCAGAUUGAUAAACUUGUCCGCACGGCCGUCACUGGGAGUCUGGCUGAAAACGACCCGCUGCAUCUUCGUCCAAAUCCUGAGAAUCUCAUGAGCAAACUGAGUGAGUCGGAGGAGUCUGGCGGUGAGGACGGACUCCCCUCCGUCUCAGAGAAGAAGACCGCAGCGUUUGGAGACAGGAAAUACAUCCCUCCGAAGAUCGCCCCCAUGCACUACGACGGCGACGUGACGGAGGCGGACCGCAAGAAGGAGCAGCAGGACCGGCUGCGGCGCUCCGCGCUGCGCAGCUCCGUCAUCCAGGAGCUGCGGGAGCAGUACAGCGACACUCCCGAGGAGAUCCGGGACCGCCGCGACUUCCAGACGGAGCGCCAGAGCCGCGACGACCAGCACAGGAAAAACUACGAGGAGUCGAUGAUGGUGCGUCUCAACGUUCCCAAGGCAGAGCGUCUGGCGAGGAAGAGGAGCAUGCAGGGGAUGUCGGGCCAGCUGAACAGCAUCACACACUUCAGCGACAUCUCGGCGCUGACCGGAGGCGCCGGAAGACAGGACGAGGAUUCCCCACGUCCCAAGAAACAAAUGAUGAAAAAGAAAACCAAGAAGAGAGCUUUCAAGAAAUACAAGUAGGACAGAAAUCUAUCCAAGAUGUCCUUUUGAAAGUUUUUAAAUCUGUCAUGUGAUUUUGAUAUCCCUCUCAAUAAACCCGUUCAAGCAAU